GGAGCCCGGGUCCCCGUUCUGCCCGGGCUGGAUGGCUCAUUCUGCUGGCUGCGCGGCGGCGGCGGCUCGUGUGUGUGUGCGCCGCGCCCCGCCGCUCCCCGCCGGCCCCCCGAGCCCGGGGCGCGCGCUCCAGCCCGGGGGUCCCCGCGGCGCCGCGGCCAGAGGCUCCGGGCAGCGCAGCAAUGGCCGUGCGCAGGCUGGGGGCCGCGCUGCUGCUGCUGCCGCUGCUAGCCGCCGUGGAAGAAACCCUGAUGGACUCCACCACGGCGACGGCUGAGCUGGGCUGGAUGGUACAUCCCCCGUCAGGGUGGGAAGAGGUGAGCGGCUACGACGAGAACAUGAACACUAUCCGCACGUACCAGGUGUGCAACGUCUUUGAGUCAAGCCAGAACAACUGGCUGCGGACCAAAUUCAUCCGGCGCCGCGGCGCCCACCGCAUCCACGUGGAGAUGAAGUUCUCCGUGCGUGACUGUAGCAGCAUCCCCAACGUGCCCGGCUCCUGCAAGGAGACCUUCAACCUCUACUACUACGAGGCUGACUUUGACUUAGCCACCAAGACCUUCCCCAACUGGAUGGAGAAUCCGUGGGUGAAGGUGGACACGAUCGCGGCCGAUGAGAGCUUCUCCCAGGUGGACCUGGGUGGCCGCGUCAUGAAAAUCAAUACCGAGGUGCGAAGCUUUGGCCCCGUGUCCCGAAGUGGCUUCUACCUGGCUUUCCAGGACUAUGGGGGCUGUAUGUCCCUCAUCGCUGUGCGUGUCUUUUACCGAAAGUGCCCCCGUGUCAUCCAGAACGGCGCCAUCUUCCAGGAGACGCUGUCGGGGGCUGAGAGCACCUCGCUGGUGGCUGCCCGGGGCAGCUGCAUCGCCAACGCUGAGGAAGUGGAUGUGCCCAUCAAACUCUACUGUAAUGGGGACGGAGAGUGGCUGGUGCCCAUCGGCCGCUGCAUGUGCAAGGCGGGCUUCGAGGCUGUGGAGAACGGCACCGUCUGCCGAGGUUGUCCGUCAGGAACCUUCAAGGCCAACCAAGGGGACGAGGCCUGCACCCACUGUCCCAUCAACAGCCGCACCACCUCCGAGGGCGCCACCAACUGCGUAUGCCGCAACGGCUACUACAGGGCCGACCUGGACCCCUUAGACAUGCCUUGCACAACCAUCCCCUCUGCGCCCCAGGCUGUGAUCUCCAGCGUCAACGAGACGUCCCUCAUGCUGGAAUGGACGCCGCCCCGAGACUCGGGGGGCCGUGAGGACCUCGUCUACAACAUCAUCUGCAAGAGCUGCGGCUCGGGCCGGGGCGCCUGCACGCGCUGUGGGGACAACGUGCAGUACGCGCCCCGCCAGCUGGGCCUGACCGAGCCGCGCAUCUACAUCAGCGACCUGCUGGCGCACACGCAGUACACCUUCGAGAUCCAGGCCGUGAACGGCGUCACUGACCAGAGCCCCUUCUCGCCCCAGUUCGCCUCCGUGAACAUCACCACCAACCAAGCCGCACCAUCGGCCGUGUCCAUCAUGCAUCAGGUGAGCCGAACCGUGGACAGCAUCACCCUGUCGUGGUCCCAGCCAGACCAGCCCAACGGCGUGAUCCUGGACUAUGAGCUACAGUAUUAUGAGAAGCAGGAGCUCAGUGAGUACAACGCCACAGCCAUAAAAAGCCCCACCAACACGGUCACUGUGCAGGGCCUCAAAGCCGGCGCCAUCUAUGUCUUCCAGGUGCGGGCACGCACCGUUGCAGGCUAUGGGCGCUACAGUGGCAAGAUGUACUUCCAGACCAUGACAGAAGCCGAGUACCAGACCAGCAUCAAGGAAAAGCUGCCUCUCAUCGUCGGCUCCUCGGCUGCUGGCUUAGUCUUCCUCAUUGCCGUGGUGGUCAUUGCCAUCGUAUGUAACAGAAGACGGGGGUUUGAGCGCGCCGACUCCGAGUACACCGACAAGCUGCAGCACUACACUAGCGGCCACAUGACCCCAGGCAUGAAGAUCUACAUUGACCCCUUCACCUAUGAAGACCCUAACGAGGCAGUGCGGGAGUUUGCCAAGGAAAUCGACAUCUCCUGUGUCAAGAUUGAGCAGGUGAUCGGUGCAGGGGAGUUUGGUGAGGUCUGCAGUGGCCACUUGAAGCUGCCAGGCAAGAGAGAGAUCUUUGUAGCCAUCAAGACCCUCAAGUCGGGAUACACGGAGAAGCAGCGUCGGGACUUCCUGAGUGAGGCAUCCAUCAUGGGCCAGUUCGACCACCCCAAUGUCAUCCACCUGGAAGGGGUUGUCACCAAGAGCACACCUGUCAUGAUCAUCACUGAGUUCAUGGAGAACGGUUCCCUGGACUCCUUCCUUCGGCAAAACGAUGGGCAGUUCACAGUCAUCCAGCUGGUGGGCAUGCUACGGGGCAUCGCGGCCGGCAUGAAGUACCUGGCAGACAUGAACUACGUGCACCGGGACCUGGCCGCCCGCAACAUCCUCGUCAACAGCAACCUGGUCUGCAAGGUGUCUGACUUCGGGCUCUCGAGAUUCCUGGAGGAUGACACCUCCGACCCCACCUAUACCAGCGCUCUGGGUGGGAAGAUCCCCAUCCGUUGGACAGCGCCGGAAGCUAUCCAGUAUCGGAAAUUCACCUCAGCCAGCGAUGUGUGGAGCUACGGCAUUGUCAUGUGGGAGGUGAUGUCCUACGGGGAACGACCCUACUGGGACAUGACCAACCAAGACGUAAUCAACGCCAUUGAACAAGACUACCGACUACCUCCACCCAUGGACUGCCCCAGCGCCCUGCACCAGCUCAUGCUGGACUGCUGGCAGAAGGACCGCAACCACAGGCCCAAGUUCGGCCAGAUUGUCAACACGUUGGACAAGAUGAUCCGAAACCCCAACAGCCUCAAAGCCAUGGCGCCCCUAUCUUCUGGCAUCAACCUGCCCCUGCUGGACCGCACAGUCCCCGACUACACCAGCUUUAACACGGUGGAUGAGUGGCUGGACGCCAUCAAGAUGGGCCAGUAUAAGGAGAGCUUCGCCAACGCCGGCUUCACCUCUUUCGACGUUGUAUCUCAGAUGAUGAUGGAGGACAUUCUCCGGGUUGGGGUCACCCUAGCUGGCCACCAGAAAAAGAUCCUGAACAGUAUCCAGGUGAUGCGGGCCCAGAUGAACCAGAUCCAGUCUGUGGAGGUUUGACGAUCGCCUGCCUCAGCUCGCCUCUUCCUCCACACCGCCCCCUAAGCCCCCAAGCCGGUCCCCCUGCUGCUCUGUCCACUGCAGGGUCAGCCACCUGCCAGGAGGCCACAGGCAACAGGAAGAACCAAGCAGCACUCCAGUCAACGAGACGUCACCAAGAACCCAUGCAAGUCAAAGGAAUGAAAAGGGAAUUGGGGGGAACACGCACCUAGAUCAGGGAGGGGGCGGGACAGGCAAGGAACGUUCGUUCAAGGAGGAUUCUCAUAAGGAGAGUGAUGAUGGUUCUUAGGGGAGAAGAGAAAAAGGCUUGGGAGAUCUACACGAUCCGUCCCGGUGGAGGCCAACAGCAUUUUCUCUCCAACUCCUUCUGAGAAGGUUGAGCUGGCCAGAGCCAAAACACACUUCCAGGAAAAUUAAUAUGAAGGGAAGAGACAGGCCACCCUCCUUGCCUGGCUUUAGCGGUUUCUUGGAGCAUCACUAAUGGCCCUGCCCCAGGCACAAGGGGCAGCCGCCCCACAUAGGCUCCGAGGGAAGUCCAUUCCAGUUGCCAUCAGCAGCCAGGAGAAUAGAUCUGUCUCGGGAGACAAUUUCAAAAACUCCGAGAGACUCUCUGCUAAUGGUUCAGGAGGCGGAAGAGGAGUUCCCGGCCUCCCAGGUCACGCCAAACAGGCCAGAUCUUCCUGAGGACAGCCACCCAGGUCUGCAAGACCCACGCGGCCCUGCCCGGGUGCCUGCUCCCGCCCAGCCUCAACCUGAGGACGAUGCUGCAGGUGACUGUCAUCAGCUACGACUGCCACUGAGAAGCAUUGAUCUUGCAUCUGGGUUUGUUUACAGCAAUUCGUGGACUGGGGGUAUUUUGAUCAGGGGUGGUUUUGGUCUGGGGAGGGUUUGUUUGUUGGGUUUUUUUAAAUGACAAUGAAGAGACACUUUGACGUUUCCUACCUUUUGAGGACUCCAUCCUUCUCCAGGAAGAAGGUGCUUUCUGCUUACUGACUUAGGCAAUACACCAAGGGCGAGAUUUUAUAUGCACAUUUCUGGAUUUUUAUAUGCUUUUCAUUGACACCCUUCCCUCCUCCUCCCACCUGCUGCCAGGCCUCACCAAAGCCAACUGUCACAGGGCCACCUGGGCCACUCAGAGACCUCGGUGGGACUGGGAGAGUGGAAGGAGUCAAACCAACAUGUCACAUUGGAACACAGACUGAGGCAGACGAGGGCUCCGAGGCCAGGAGUCCUCCCUACCUCCCUGCACCCUCUCAUGCUCUGCCCUGUUCUAUCUGGCACUUCCCAGGCACAGAGGCCCCUUCAGGUUCCUGGGUGCUCUCCAAUGGCCAAAACCCAAUUUCACCUCUGGGAGCCUCGACCAGGCUACCCGGGAAGUCAGGACCCUGAUCAUUCACUGUGACACCCCAGCCCUCCAAGCGUACCCUGGGAGACCAUGUGACCCUCUCUGUCCCACUCCUCCUGUUCCCGAGGCCUUUGCUCAGGUCUGAAGGUCUGGGCCAGAGGAACGUCAUCAGCCAGGGGUUCUGGCACAGACUGAACCGUGAGCAAAUGCAGGGACCCGAGCAGAACAAUCGGUUAGUGGAUUGAAUGGAAAUAAAUGCUUUAGUUAUAAAAUGGCCCCUGUACUCUGUAAGUUCCAGGAAAAGACCCUGGCACCUUUAGGAGCUGCCAAAUGACUUUUAAUGCUCUUUCAAGGGACUCUUCCCCUCUGCCUCUCCAGGAUCCAAAAGGCCCAGGCUGAGGAUAACCCACGGAGGGAAAAGAAAAGAAAAAGAAGCAGUAGCAGCUCACAUGGCCUUCCUGGUCCAGGGCUGUCAGAAGCACAGGCGAGACUCGGGGGCAUUGGAUUAGCUCAGCUCUGGGUGUCCCAUGUCUGGCCAAGUGAGCCGCACUAGACGCAGGGGUGGACACCAGACUCCCAGCAUGCCCCUGCCAAGGGACAAGGGCUGUGGGUGUUGGGUGAGCUGUGGCCAGGUAGUUGUGGUCUGGGCCUGUGGAGCACACUUAGCCACACAAUGCUGUCUCCUGUGCUAAGGGCUCAGGCUUACGGUGAGUGGGGUCUUUGUGUGUGUGCAGUAGGAGGCAGGAAGCAUGUGCACUGCAGAUACAUGUGUUAGAAGAAGGGGGUGGGUGUCCCAGGAAUGCUUCUCAGGACCAUUCCCUUUGUCUGCUGAGCCUCUUUGAGGAGCCUGUCCAGUGGGGAAGAUUGAGGCCAGAGGCCAUCAGCAAAAGGCCCCACAGUCAGCAAAGCCAUCAUAGCCCAGCCUGUUGUCUGUCAUUCACCUGUUCUCAGAGCCCCUGAGCAGGGGGAAGGAAGGGAUUAGAAAGGAAACUUGUCCCUGGGAUGGGGACAGCGGGGGCUGGCCACAGGGAAAGUACUGGCAAGUUUCCCACAAAGAGGCCAACGGUGGCCCAUUGGCCAUCCCAUUAUGCCCCAAAGAUGCCCAGCAUGGAUGGCAGCUGUCCCCAGCAAACAAGGUCACCUUCUGGAGGGAGCUGCCCUGAUGCUCUGUAGAUUAACUGUCCCCCCCCAGCCCACCUCCCACCUCUCCAGAGCCCCACGAGGCCUGGCAGUCAGUGUUUCCGUCAGAUGGCUUCCUGCCUUAAGCCACUAGGCUGGUGUCUUCUAGCCAGCUCCCCUGCCCAUCCACCCUCUAGAGCUCAGUGUGCCCAUGUAGAGCCAAGGGACUCUACCUAUCUUCUGUCAGAAUACGGGUGCUCUCCAGAGCCUGUCUUCUCUUCAGGGUAUCAAACAAACCGUCACUGUGGCCGUCCUGGGUGUAGGCACCUCUCGCUUCUCAAUCACAAGACCUUGUCCUCCCCCACUUCUCCGUGACUGCUCAGCAGGGAGUGGUAGGCCCUGCUGCCAAGCGCCUUCCUCUUAGGCUGUCCGCUCACACGGGCACACAGCUUGGCGCUCUCUGCUGCCUAGUUACUAAUCCCUUCCUGGCUCUGCCUGCCCAAGCGCCAGCUCCCACCUGCCCAGCAUCAGGAGACGCUUCCGGCUGCUCGGUGCAGGCUUGUUUCUUGGGGAAAGAAAGCUGUCUUGUGAACCUGGGCCAGGGCGCCGUGGAAAUGGGACCAGCUGCUCUGGGAGAGUGUGCCUGGCAGAGCCACGCGGGGCCAAGCUAAGUAAGAGGGAGCCGUGCCACCACCCACCCCAGAAGCUCCACCACUGGCUGUUAGUGGUGAUCAACAGGCCUGUUCCUGAGAUGGGAUGGAAGGUGUCUUGCUGGUAGGUGGGUAGAGUGCUUGCCCGGCAUGCACAAAGCCCUAGGUUCCCUCCCCAGCAUUGUAUAAACCAGAUAUGGUACUAUAUGGCUGUAAACUCAGUACUCAAGAGGUGGAGGUGGGAGGACCAGAAUUUCAACAGCACCCUCAGACACUUAGUGAGCUCGAAGCCAGCCUGAGCCACACGAGAUCCCAUCUCUGGGAGGGAAGUCACAGACGAGACAGAUCAAUAGCGACAUCCUUAAUGCUGGACCCAGACCUAGAACAGCAGAGGACACUUAGGCAAUCUACUUACCAGCCUGGCCUCAUGCCCACCCUUUCUAGCAUGCAGAGCUAGACAGUUCUGUGCUGCCCCUUGUGGGCUCGCAGUAACCGUGCACUCAGCACAGGUCAGAGGCUCAUCCCUAUAAGCUGGGAGCUCCCAGACCUCGCUGAAGUACAGUGACACCAUCACAGACCAUCACCCACCCCAUGCUUCCUCUGGUUCUCCAGACCCCUGCAAUUUCCAGGGAUGGUUCCCAGAGGAUGACCUUUGCCCAGGGGAGGGGGGUUCAAACUCACUCAAAGGACAGAAUGUAACCUACUUCUGUCAUUAACUAGGGCCAUGGGCCCCCAGGGAGACUGUUCCUCACUGGGCCAUAGCUUUUCACAUAUAAAACAAGAGCAUUAGGCUGGGGGAGCCAGUCCUGGGAAACCUUUUGUCCACAUCAGUCCUGAAAAAAGGACCUAAAAAAGGUUCAGAGCUGCAUGCAGCUCCAGAAAGGGGCAGAGCAAAGCUGAAAGGCUCAGCUUACCCACCCCGGUACCCCCAGAGCGUAGUCACUCAGGUGUCGGAAACAAAGGGAUCCAGCUUUGGCUUAUGAGGAAAGAGAAGGCUUGAUGGGAUGGCUAUUUGGAUGGGCUUCCAGGGCAGCCUGUCUUGAAAAUGAGAGGCUGAGAGAAAGGUCACUCCAAAAUGUAGCAACCUCAACAGUUCAAAGGCAUCUCGAGGUGUUGUGAGGCCUGGGGUUGGUAUGAAGGGGGGGCGGGACAUUAUGGUCCAGCCGCAGGGGUUAUCAAGCAGAGAGCAACAGGACAAACAUUAGAGUGUAGAGGAGUGGUUCUCAACCUCCCUACGGCUGCGACCCUCUAAUACAUUUCCUCGUGUUGUGGUGAACCUCCCCCCAAAAACCAUAAAUUUUGUUGUUCUAUUUUCCAAGACAGGGUCUCUCUGUGUAGCCCUGGCUGUCCUGGAACUCCCUCUGUAGACCAGGCUGGCCCCAGACUCACAGAGAUCCGCCUGCCUCUGCCUCCUGAGCGCUGGGGUUACAGGUGUGUGCUACCACCAUCGCCUGGCUCAUAAAGUUAUUUUCACUGCUACUUUGUAACUGUAACUUUGCUGUUGUUGUGAAUCGUAAUUGUAAAUAUCUGUUUUCCGGUGGUCUUAAGCAAUGCCUGAGAAAGGGUUACUCAACCCCCACAGGGGUCAAAAGCCAGGGGUUCAGAACCACUGUUCUAAAAGAAGAGUCAGUUCAGGCAGCCGUCAAACCAAAACAGGACCUCCCAGCCAGCCCUGCCCUGGCAGAAAAGAGCCCCUGGAACAGACCUCAUGACUCCUAGGGAGUCCAGGCCCUGCUAUUUACUUUCCACCACCAACAUAGCUUAAACUGGACUCCCUUCCGCUUCUUGGGACAGUGGAGGUGGGGUUUUGUGUUCUCUUACUCUUUUUUUUUUUUUUUUUUUUUUUUUUUGUGCCUUGAAAGAAUCUCAUACAUCCCAGGCUGACCCCACGCUCACUGUGCAGUCAAGGAUGACCACUAUUAGACUCCUGGUCCCCCCAAGUGCUGGGGUUUCAGGUGUGCAUCCCCGUGCCUGGCUUUGGCAGUGCUGGGAAUGGGAAGCGGGUCUUUGUGCAUGUGAGGCAAGCACUCUGCCGACUGAGCUACGCCCUCAGCCCAUCUGCUUCUGAUUGUAGCAAUGCAUGUCCACGCACGGCCAUAUCCCCCAGCCAGCCUUGACUCAGAUUCCCAGCCAGUGACUGCUACUACAAAACGGGCUGCAGAAGGAUCUUGGCCCAGUCAGUUUUUCCUGCAGGGGAACCAGUGUUGGGGUGUGGGUCACAGGAAAGGACUUCGGCCAAAAUGGGUUCAGAAUGUCCCCCACCCCUACCCUGCAAGCUGAUCUUAGGAGGUUGAAGCCUCAAGGACUAAUAUCUGAACACAUUACCCUAUGCCGAGUGCCAAAAUGGUACUGCCUCCUCUUUGCUGGCGAUGAGUGUGGCUCUCAGAAGAGACUCCCCUCAAUGCCCCAGCCAGGCCUUUCUCCUACAGCCCUCCUUCUAGCCCCUGGCUAGACAUUUGCAAGUGUUUGUAUCACCCACAGGAUGAGUACCUUCCCCACUACUGUGAGUUGAACUUGAGGAUUCCAGGGCUCCCCAAGCUUCCCCCAGACCCCCAACACACACACACACACACACACACACACACACACACCUAUAACAAACUGCACCCAGUGUACUGACGGAGCAGGGCUUAGUGUGAGACGUCACAUCAAACAAGGUGCCCAGACACAAAUUAAGACCCUGGCAGUGGGGGAGGCAGGACAGCGGACCCUCAGGAAUGUGCCCAGACUGGGUUAGGGUUUCGGAAAAAUUAAAAAGAUCCCCGAAGCCCCAGAGUCCAGCUGAGUCAAGGUCACAGCAGGAUGACUGCCUCAGGAAAGCUGAUCCAGGAAGAAUUGGGAAUGUAAUACUUGGGAGGGGCCCUGCACCCUGGCCGGGACCACCCUUUGGAGCCCCCACACCCCAGGGCAGGCCUGCUUGCUCAAUACCUGGCCUGAUGGGCCGAACUACAGCUCGAUGGGACUUCUAGGUAGACCUCACCCUCAAGUCCCCUGAGCCCGCCAUCCUGCCACCCAGACCGAAGUGAAAGCAGGUGAGCAAAGGCACCCGGGUUCCUUGUUCCUCAAGAGCCUGACACUCCCUGCUGGAGGAAACAGGACUACGGCAUUGGUAGGGAGAGGAGAGCAAGGAAGAAAUGCCAGAAAACAUCUUAGAGCCCGCCCCACCCAGGGCCACAUACACGCUGGCCCCUGCCUUGCCAAGAAUUCUAGCAUUCCAAGUCCUGAAAGACUCCCCCUCCCCCGAGACUCUGGGAUCUGCCAAGCUCAGUCUCCUAAGAUGCCGGUGGAAAGGAUCUGUGUUCAUGAAAUUCCACCCACUAGGUGAAUCUAUGCUAAUUCUGGACGUCACCAGCCCCAUGGUUUGCUGCUCCCCAAACCCAGGGGCCCUAGCAGAAAAAAUUAAAAAAAAAAAAAAGCACAAAGAGAAAAGAGAGAAGAGAGGGAGACAGUAAGAGAGGUGGACUCCAUGAGGUGCAGAAGCUCCCUUGGGGUGUGAGGCAGCAUGGUCUCUGGGUAGAGUCUCAGAAUGACCUUCACCAGGUCUGUUUGGAGAAGGGAGCCUCAGAGUAACCACUUCGGGGCCUCUGACAGCCACUGUGAGGCUCUUCCUGGAAAGAGUCAGCUGGAGUGAAGGAGGAAGCAGGAAGGUGGAGAGGUUCCACACUGUAUUUCCUAGGAUGGUCUCCAUACAAGCUUCCAGCCAGGUUCCUUUCCCAGGACGCUCGGAUGCAGAUGUCAACAUGGCCGUCAACAUGCACUCCCUCAGAAGAGCCCAGUUCUGGCACUGCCCGCCCCACCUCCUCCAUGAGUCCAGCCCCAGGGAAGGCUGCCAAUGACCCAGAGCAAUGUGAUCAUCUGUCGGUCCUCCUUUCUGUGGAAAGGGACUCUGAUGCCUCAGCCGCUGACGCCAGGGGGACUCGGCAGGGCCCCUCACUCCGCACAGUCUCUUUGGACUCCAGGGAAGAGCGAUGGCUGCUUGGUACUAAUCACAGCGCUACUUCUUCAGUGCCAACGGGGUGCAGGGCUCCGUGCAGCAUUUCUAGGCCCUACAACUCCAGGAGAUGGGUGCGAUAGUGAAAACCACACCUCGGGCCGGGAAGCUCAGAAAGACGACAGGCCGGCCCUGCCAGAUCACACAGCCAGCCAGCGGGCCUGGACCCCAGCACAACACACUUUUCUCUCUGCGUUCUGCUACCGCUGGUCCCCACUCGGCCCUCACCACGGUCAGAUCCUUUAAAUAUCCCACGUCCCUGGGGUCGCUGCUCUUUUUGCAUGGACCACCCCCUCCCUUCAAGCUGCUGUCAGAGCCGGAGGGGUGGAUGCCUAGACCCUCAACAGUCCCUCACACCCCCCUCCACCAGCCUGAGCUAGACAGGCCACAGAGCUCUCAACUGGGGGGGGGGGAUCUGGCCAGAUUUCACAUGACCGCCCUUUCCUCUGGUCAAUGUCGGGGAUCAGAAAAGGGUGUAGCUUGGGCUCCUCUAAACCCCAGUGCUGUGACCAAGAAAAUCUCACCAGCUGCAUCCAAUGGCAACCCUGACCCUGUUACUCCGAUGUCUUUGUAGGAGUAUUUUUAGCCGAAUCUCUUUUUUUUCCCCCCAAAAAAAUAAAUGUGAAUUGUAAAACUAAA
Messenger RNA from Meriones unguiculatus (Mongolian gerbil), 10893 nucleotides. RefSeq names its product EPH receptor B2 (gene Ephb2). The coding region runs from base 183 to 3149 and encodes 988 amino acids. The record is from RefSeq and is a predicted model, not a curated record. Gene Ontology annotation, cellular component: neuron projection; plasma membrane. Gene Ontology annotation, molecular function: protein binding; transmembrane-ephrin receptor activity; ATP binding. The transcript is spliced from 16 exons. Gene Ontology annotation, biological process: angiogenesis; central nervous system projection neuron axonogenesis; cell surface receptor protein tyrosine kinase signaling pathway. NCBI's taxonomy places the organism in Eukaryota, Metazoa, Chordata, Mammalia, Rodentia, Muridae.